UGCAAGUCGCCACCAAGGCCAACCCCUGGGAAGGGAAGACGCUGAAGCCCGAGAGUGUUCGAUCGCAGCUCAGCACGUCCCUGGAGAGGCUGCAGAGGCCGAGCGUGGAGCUCUUCUACCUGCAUGCGCCCGACCACGGGACCCCGGUGGAGGAGACGCUGCGUGCGUGCGAUGAGCUGCACAAAGAGGGGAAGUUUAAAGAACUUGGCCUGUCAAACUAUGCAGCGUGGGAGGUGGCAGAGAUCUGCACCAUCUGCAAAUACAACAACUGGGUGAUGCCAACUGUGUACCAGGGCAUGUACAACGCGACCACGCGCCAGGUGGAGGCUGAGCUCUUCCCUUGCCUGAGACACUACGGGCUGCGGUUCUAUGCCUACAACCCGCUUGCAGGAGGUCUGUUGACUGGCAAGUACAAGUAUGAAGACAGAGACACACGCCAGCCCACAGGAAGAUUUUUUGGGAAUGACUGGGCUCAAGUUUACAGGGACAGGUACUGGAAAAAGCACCAUUUUGAAGGCAUUGAAAUAGUAGAAGCAGCUCUGAAAGACGUGUAUGGCUCCGACGCACCAAGCCUGGCCUCGGCAGCUCUGCGCUGGUUGUACCAUCACUCCAAACUGCAGGGUUCUCUUGGGGACGCGGUGAUCAUUGGGAUGUCCAACCUGGAGCAGCUGGAGCAGAACCUCAACUACAGCGAAGAGGGGCCCCUGCUGCCGGCCGUGCUGGAGGCGUUUGACAAGGCCUGGAGCCUCGCUGCUGCCGACUGCCCCAACUACUUCCGCUAG
Messenger RNA from Nestor notabilis (Kea), 782 nucleotides. Its product is annotated as aflatoxin B1 aldehyde reductase member 2-like. The annotation marks the transcript as partial. NCBI's taxonomy places the organism in Eukaryota, Metazoa, Chordata, Aves, Psittaciformes, Psittacidae. The record is from RefSeq and is a predicted model, not a curated record. The transcript is spliced from 6 exons.